GAGGUUGUUUCCGGGUGUGGGAGCGUGUAUUAUUGUGUUCGGGGCAGGGAUUGGCAAGGGGGAUUCUUUGUGCAUUUUUGCCCAUAAAUUUGGGAGCCUCUGGGUUUUCUCCAUAGACUUUUGUCAGUCCAGAAAAUAAUGAAUCGCAUUUUCGGACGAGGUAAACCAAGAGCACCACCACCAAAUCUCUCGGACUGCAUUGGAAAUGUGGACGGCAGGGCCGAGUCCAUCGAUAAGAAGAUCGCCAGGCUCGACGCGGAGUUGAUGAAGUACAAGGACCAGAUGAAAAAGAUGAGGGAAGGACCGUCCAAGAACAUGGUGAAGCAGAAGGCCAUGAGGGUUCUGAAGCAGAAGAGGAUGUAUGAGGGGCAGAGGGAUAACCUGACACAGCAGUCCUUUAACAUGGAGCAGGCCAACUACACCAUCCAGUCCCUGAAGGACACCAAGACCACGGUGGACGCCAUGAAAAUUGGAGCCAAAGAGAUGAAAAAAGCGUACAAGCAAGUGAAGAUCGACCAGAUCGAGGACCUGCAGGACCAGCUGGAGGACAUGAUGGAGGAUGCUAACGAGGUGCAGGAGGCUCUGAGCCGCAGCUAUGGCACGCCGGAGAUCGACGAGGACGACCUGGAGGCGGAGCUGGAUGCUCUGGGCGAUGAGCUCCUAUUGGACGAUGACAGCUCUUACCUGGAUGAAGCCUCUUCUGCUCCCGCCAUCCCAGAGGGCGUGCCGAGUGACAGCAAGACCAACAAGGACGGCGUUUUGGUGGACGAGUUUGGCCUGCCGCAGAUUCCGGCUACAUAGGAGGCUCAUUGAGGCGACGCGUCAAACCCUUUUUUUAAUGUAAAAUAACAUUUAUAUAUAAAAAUGUCACAAAUGUGGCCUGCUUGCAGUCAAACAUUGAAUUUGAAGUGACGGGUGAAAAGUAUUGAAGCUGUUUUAUUUAAUUUUUUUCUUCUUCAUCUAUUUAGGUUCGUUAGCCUGUUCCCCUGGCUCCUCAUUACUGUAGUAUUUAACUGUGGCCCGGACACUAAGCUGCUGUGUUGACGAUUACAUUUUAAAGCUUCAGAUUGUUUCUGUCUGAAAAUGUUGCCUUUUUUUCUGUAACAUAAAAUGAAUAUAAUAAACAUUUUAAAUGAA
Molecule: messenger RNA, 1137 nt
Organism: Conger conger (European conger)
Lineage: Eukaryota; Metazoa; Chordata; Actinopteri; Anguilliformes; Congridae
Product: charged multivesicular body protein 5-like
Exons: 8
Coding region: 139-801 (220 amino acids)
Biological process (GO): vesicle budding from membrane; late endosome to vacuole transport via multivesicular body sorting pathway
Cellular component (GO): multivesicular body
Source: RefSeq, a predicted model, not a curated record